This is a messenger RNA of Ogataea polymorpha, 4337 nucleotides long. RefSeq lists its product as uncharacterized. Gene Ontology annotation, cellular component: nucleus; cytoplasmic stress granule. The transcript has a single exon. Gene Ontology annotation, biological process: poly(A)+ mRNA export from nucleus. The record is from RefSeq and is a predicted model, not a curated record. Gene Ontology annotation, molecular function: RNA binding; RNA helicase activity; ATP binding. Bases 1 to 1440 code for a protein of 479 amino acids. NCBI's taxonomy places the organism in Eukaryota, Fungi, Ascomycota, Pichiomycetes, Pichiales, Pichiaceae.
AUGGACGCAGCUUCAUUGAUCUCGAAAUUGAAUCUCAAUAAAGAUGAGUCCAAGGACCAGAAGAUAGAGAAAGUGGAUGAGGUGAAGGAAGAUACCAAAACUGAAACCGGAAUGCCGAAGAGUCCUACAGAGGAAGUCAAGGAGGAAAUGGCAGACAAGAAAGAUAACGCAGAGAAAACUCAAAAUUCUCUCGUGGAUUCGACUUACGAGGUGAAAGUGAAGCUUGCGGAUCUGCAGGCCGACCCAAAUUCGCCAUUGUACUCUGUGAAGUCGUUUGAGGAACUGGGAUUGCGCGAAGAGCUUCUCAAAGGACUAUACGCGAUGAAGUUUUCCAAGCCUUCCAAGAUUCAAGAAAAGGCGCUGCCGUUGCUCAUCCAGAAUCCUCCACGUAACAUGAUUGGCCAAUCGCAGUCGGGUACAGGUAAAACAGCCGCUUUCUCUCUUGCCAUGCUCACUAGGGUGGAUGAGAAGGAUCCUAUGGUCCAGGCGCUGUGUUUGUCUCCUGCCAGAGAGCUGGCCAGACAGACCGAAGAAGUGGUUUCUCAGAUGUGCAAGUACACAAACAUUAAAGUCAAACUUGUGGUUCCUGGCUCUUUGGAAAGAGACGAGACAGUCAAUGGGCAGGUAGUGAUUGCUACCCCGGGUGUGAUCUUAGAUCUCUUGAGGAGACGUAAGAUCAACUUCAGUCAUUUGAAGAUUUUCGUUCUAGAUGAGGCAGACAACAUGCUGGAUAAACAAGGACUUGCCGACCAGUGUCUCCGGGUUAAGAAAAACAUUCCGCAGUCAACUCAACUGGUUCUUUUCUCGGCUACUUUCCCCGAUGAAGUCCGCAGAUAUGCUGAGAAGUUUGUUCCGAACGCAAAUUCGUUAGAGUUGAAGCACGAGGAGCUUAAUGUGGAUGCCAUCAAACAAUUGUACAUGGACUGCGACUCGGAGCAGCACAAGUUUGAAGUUCUUUGUGAGCUGUAUGGUUUGUUGACCAUCGCGUCUUCCAUCAUAUUUGUCCAAACCAAGGACACCGCCUCGAAAUUGUACACCAGAAUGAAACAGGAAGGCCAUGCAGUCUCGAUCCUGCAUGGUGAUUUGCAGCCAGCUGAAAGAGACCGUUUAAUCGACGACUUCAGAGAAGGCAGAUCGAAGGUUUUGAUCACCACCAACGUUCUAGCGAGAGGCAUCGAUAUCCCUUCGGUUUCCAUGGUGGUGAACUACGAUAUUCCUUUAGACAAAUCAGGAAAGCCAGAUCCAUCUACUUACCUGCAUAGAAUUGGAAGAACCGGCCGUUUUGGUCGUACUGGUGUCUCGAUUUCCUUGAUUCACGACAAGAAGUCUUACCAGGAUCUAGAGGCAAUCAGACAGUAUUUUGGCGGAAUCGAGAUGACCAGAUUGCCGACCGAUGACUGGGAUGAAGUGGAAGAGAUUGUGAAAAAGGUUGUUAAAUGAUAAAGCAGUGCAUAAGUAAGUAAUUAAUUAAUUAAGUCCCCUGACUUACCUGAAAGGAUGUUUAACGAAGUCUACAAUGUAGUUGUACCAUUUCUUGGUGUAGUCCUCCUUCUGUUCUCCUUCAACAGCGUUCAAUCCAUCUCCCAGGUAGAAGUUAGUCUGGAACAAGGUAACAAUCAAGCAGACACAGCUGAUACCAAGAGCACCGCAGAAGAGAAGGUAACAGACAUCCUGGUAAGCUUUGAUACAUGCAAUUCUGUCAUCAGAACCCCAUGGGAGAGCCGAAAUAACGGUAACGGACUCGAAAUAGGAAAGGGCCCUGGUGGCAUCACCAACGUGCUCGGUAAGACGUUGAGGAAGGUUUGAAGUCCACACGGAAGCGACAAUAGCCUGUCCGACACCAGCACCAAUGCUGGUGUAUAAAGAAAGAACAGAGAUGGUGGAUGCCAGGUCCACGUGUGGAACGCAAGCUUGAGCAGCCAAUUGGGUACCCAUAGCAUCACCACAAUCACCGAUGGAGGUGAGAACCAAGGCGGCCACAAUGACACCGAGAGAAGGACCAUUUUCCAUCUUGGUGGAAUGCACCAUCAGUCCAAGACCAAUCAAUCGGAUACUAGAGCCAAACACUUGGAAAACCUUGUACCGACGGAAGUAUCUGAAUAACAGGCCGUAGAUGACACCAAAAGAACACAAACCCAUGGUCUCUGUGUUGUUAAGAUAAGUCCAGUCUCUGUAGGAAAGAUUCAGAACGACCAAGUCGUAAGAGCUAAAGUAAAGCAGCCAGAAGUAACCACCCAUUUGAUAGCAGAAAUCGAUGAUGACGCAGCAGAUGAAGGUUCUGUUCAGAAGAACGCGCUUAGGAAGCAAUGGGUAUGGCGCAAUCCAAAUCUCGUAGAUAGUGUACAUGAUCAGGAAAACUCCUCCGACAACCUCCAUGGCAAUCAUUGAAGGGUUGUGCCAUCCACCUUUGGCGUAAGAAUAAAGCGAGCAAGGAAGAAGCAUGAGAGAGAAAGCAAAACCAAGAAGGAUGAGCCCCAGAGCGUCAAUCUCGAUAAGUGCGUGCUUUAUCUUGGAUUGUUCAUGCUUUUCCCAACAGUUAUUUGCGGCAGCUUGAUGCUGAACUUGAAAGUUCCAUAGUUGAUCUUGUGGUCCAUCCAGAAAAUCAUACCAAUGGCCGGAAUCAACGCAGCGGGGGUAAUAAUAGCGAACAUGCCAUAACCCCAUCUCCAGUUAGUAGUGGUGAUGUUUUGGACAAUAUAACCUGCCACCCAAGUGGUACACAGGUAUGGAGUGGAUAGAAGACCAUUGACGGUGGCCCUCCACCUGAGAGGAGUCAUGUCGGCGACCAAGAUGCUAUUAAGCAGAUCAAUACCAGAUUGUCCGAUGGCAAUGAAGACGGAGCCAAUGACGUAAGCAGAGAUCGUAGGAGAGCAGGCAGCAAUGACAAAUCCGAUGAUAUACAAGACCAGAAUAAACAUGUAGGCGACAGCCCUGGAAGUCAUAUCGGAUAUUUUGGCAAUGAAUGGCUUACAAACAGCUCCGAUGAUGGAGUUGGCGAUACUCAAAGUAGAAAGCAUCGAGUGACGGUCAAACUGAGAGGUUGCAUAUGGCUGGUAACUGUACGUGGUGGAACUAUCAAGCGCAUAAGUCCAGGAACACAGGUACAGCGACAAGAUCAGCACCAAGAUGUACCUUUUAUCUAGAGUCUGCUUGACGGCCUCAAUUCUGGCCACACCACGAGGCUUCUGUUCCUCGGUGUCAUGCUCAAAAGUGUGAGAUUCAAGAGAGGGCUCUUUGAAAUCCUGUGACAUGAUUUGAUUUUAUUGAUUUCAGAGAUAAUGUCACAGCUAUUUAUCUGCUCCCAAAAAGUGAAAGUUUUUUCAACUAUUCUUCUAGCCGACGCUUAGACCCGAUCUUAAGAGCCGAGAGAUUCAAUAAUAAAGCUUGUCCGAUAAAACAUGACUUGCAUUGCAUCUCGAUGAAUAGGAAGCAGAAAAUUUUAUUAUAAGUCUGCCAAAUUUUCUAGCACCUUAGACUUGACCGUCUGAAACCCUGGCGCGCCUUUUUGGUUCGAGCAAAGAUCAGACAAUGCACUGACUCCUCCGAUUUUGUUUUUCUCCAUAAAGAUCUCUAUUGUCCUUACUGCCUCGAGCCUGCGCGCUGGAAUUGGACCGUCACCCAGCUCACGUGAAACUUCGUCAAUCAAAUUCGCAACACGCUUCAGUCGAUUAUAAUAGGUAGUUUCGGUGGAUUUCCAUGUCGGGUAUCUCUCAAGUAUAUCGCAUACUGAAGGCUUCCCUUUAUCUGGGUCUCCAACGUACCAGACUUCAUAGAGCUCGCGCACUGUGAGACUUUUGUUCGACCUGGGCCCUCUUGGCAGACGAUAAUUUAUUAUUUCGUUAGGCAGACUUUUCAUUAAUGCAGGCUGCAGCCCAUUGUGCCCUAGCGCUUGAUUGUUUACAUCUUGAUGGUAUUUCGGAUCUUUAUUGGCCAAAGAGUGAUCAAUUUGGGUCCGAGGAUUGUUGAUUUCGUUUAUGAAUGCUGCUGCAUUUUCUUCUGCUGAAUAACCGUUUUCUUUUUGUAGUAAGCAGUCCAAUUCGCUCUGUACCCGUUUGAUAUUCUCGCUCAAAGAUGCCUCAAUCUUCUGGUAGACCACGUCUUCUAACUGUCUUUGGGAACUCUCUACCUCAUCGAUCUGUUUUAGUAACAAAUCGACAGUAUUGCGGGCCGAAACACCUUCAAAUGCCUUCGACAAAAUUUGAUUGAAGACGCUUUUGAGAUCAGGGUCUAGUGAAGAAGGAUCGGAGAGGUUUCCGAAAUGCAUAUUCUGGGAAUUGCGCCUCAAUUGUUCCUCGAUAUCAGCCCUAACGUCCAUGAGAGGUGAUUAGGAUGCGAUU